This is a messenger RNA of Stegastes partitus (bicolor damselfish), 3168 nucleotides long. It is a transcript of the gene toporsa, whose product is annotated as topoisomerase I binding, arginine/serine-rich a. The transcript is spliced from 2 exons. NCBI's taxonomy places the organism in Eukaryota, Metazoa, Chordata, Actinopteri, Pomacentridae. The record is from RefSeq and is a predicted model, not a curated record. Gene Ontology annotation, biological process: protein polyubiquitination; protein monoubiquitination. The coding region runs from base 123 to 2564 and encodes 813 amino acids. Gene Ontology annotation, molecular function: ubiquitin protein ligase activity.
GGAUCUUCUUAACUAUGAUCUUGAUAACAGUCACACGGUUAUAUAGAAAUGAUUAACUUUCCACAACACGGAGAGGAGCAGUCAGUUGCCAGCCACGUACGUGUGUGAGGAAGUCAGAGAUCAUGUCAGCAAUCAAGGUUGCCCUGCAGCAGAGCCAGAAGAGUGGCAGAAGGAAAACCUCUAAAACAAUGUCUGCAGAGGUGUCGCCAGACUCCAAGUGUCCCAUCUGUUUGGACAUAUUUAACAACAUGUCUUACCUGGAUCUCUGCCUGCACAAGUUCUGUUUCCGCUGUAUUCACGAGUGGUCCAAGAACAAGGCCGAAUGUCCACUGUGCAAACAGCCGUUUAAUUCAAUCUAUCACAGUAUAAAAUCAGAGCAAGACUUUAAGAAGUAUGACCUGCAGCCACUGGAAACUGCGACUUUUGGCACUUUUCAGGGAGUGCGGUUUAGAUACCGCACAACUCUUACCGGAGUCCAACGGCAGGCGAGGCGAAGGACCUCUCCACCUCCAGACAAUGGAGUAAUGUUCGAAGCCUCUUCAAAUCUUCCCCAACGGCAGUGCGACCGUUAUAUCCAGCAGGUAAUGACGAGGUUGGCAGCCAGGAGAAGAGCUGCAAGUGAAGGCAGGGCAGUGAACAGUGUACGAGAACAAGAAAUGGUAAACUUCAGGAGGGAACUGUACCGACGGGGGUUUAGGGUCCGAAAUGUUCGAGAUGGUGGCCGCUCUCGAGACACCUCAGCUGAGUUCUACAGAAGAAAUCCCGCCUGCCUGCAUAGACUGAUCCCCUGGUUGAAAAGAGAACUCACUGUGCUAUACGGGGCCCAUGGCUCUUUGGUCAACAUAGUUCAACACAUCAUCAUGUCACGCAUUACACGUUAUGACAUGGAGGAUGGAGCUAUUCAGGAAGAGCUCAGGCCGUUUCUCCAGGGUCGCACCGAGCACUUUCUGCACGAGUUCAUCAGUUUUGCAAAGUCCCCCUUUAAUAUGGAGGCGUAUGACCAGCAUGCUGUCUAUGACUUCCCAGCCCCUUCAUCAAAUGAAGAUAGCAGCUCCAACUCGUCUGUCAUUGCUAUCUCAGAGGACGAGGACAAUGUCACAGAGUUGGACCAUCCCGGAGCCUCUACAUCUACUCUAAGCCACUCCAUGUGGGAUGAUGAGACGCCUGGACCAUCAUAUUCUACCACAGCAGAGCAGGCCAGAGCAGAACGCCUGUCAGUCCUGGACUCAGACUCUGAUACCAGCUUAGAAGAAGAAACACACGAGUUUGGCGCUUCUCCACAGCAAACAAGUCCUCAUAACCAAACAGACUUGACUCAGGGUGAACGUAAUAAUGAGGAGUGUCUUUCUUCUGACAAUGACGACUGUGUCAUUGUAGGUUUCGUUAAACCAACAGCAGACAGGACUCCUGAGCUGGUUCAGCUGUCCUCUGACUCUGACGAAUCUGCCAGUGAAGAUACUAAAGAAGUGCCUCUUCUGCCUCAGCACAUCCGUUUCAGCAGUCUGAGUCCUGCAGCGUCACAAAGCAGUGAUCCCAGUGGUGUCGGGCGAUCAGAAAAUCUAGAGACAGAACACCACGAUCGAUUGGAUUCAAAAGAAAGAUGCAGCUCUUCAACAUCCAGCAGACGCAAGACAUCCUGCAGAUCAAACAGAAAAGACACAGAACGAAGAUUUGACAGUAAAGAGAGAUCUCGGGAGAGGCAUCGGUCAAAGGACAGAGACCAUAGGAGACGGAGGAGGUCAAGAAGUGGAGAGCGCAGACACUCUAGCAGGAGCCCAAUGAUAUCCCACAGCAGUGUAAGCACUCAUUCCACUGACAGAGGCUACUGGCAGUCCAGGGGUAGGGACUACUCAAAAGUUGACUUUCAUUACAAAAGGAGGGACAGUGAUCACACUUAUCAGUUGUAUAGCCAUUACGGCCAGGAGAGAAAUGAUGGGAUGCAUUUAACACAGAGGCAGUACUACUGUUACAGUAGCCACAAGUCCUCAGAUUUGCGCUCUCGCUCCAGGAGCCGCAGCAGGGACUCACGGAGACGGGAUAGGAGGCAUUCUCGAUCGAGGACUUAUUCCAGCAGUCGCUCCCCUUCUAUAAGAAGAAAAUCUCACCACGACAAGCCCGGUGGGAAGAGGAAAUACAAAACAAGGCAUCUGGACGAACCAUCUAAUAGCACACUUUUCACCGGCAACGCAGAAGGUGACUCCGCAGGAUUAACAAAACACAAGAAAAAAAACAAAGAGAAGAGUCGCAAGAAAUCCAAAGAGAGGUCGAGAAAGACCAGCAGGAGUCUUAGCGUGGAGCUGGUCAAUGACGAAAAAGCGCAUGAGCGAAGCAAGCGUCACCAUAAGAAAAAGAAGAAACACAAGAAGAAGAGCAGAAGGCAUAAGAGUCAUGAACGCACGGACAAGCGCUCACCCGCCGUCAUCACCAUUGAUAGCGACAGUGACUCUUGUGCUAAUGACAGUGUCACCCAGGCCAGUGGCGCUAAUAAGGACAACCCCACUGACAAUACUACAGGAGAUCCAGUCGACCCCACCCCUGCAGACUCUCUGUCCGAACCAUAUUGAUGGAUUUACCCUCAGCUGCUAAAACCUGCCACCUGUAUUUUAGAUCAAAACAAUGUUCAGUAUAUUCAUUUCACCAGCCCUCGAAGGAGAUGGUGAAUACACAUAUGCACUUACAUGCCACCACAAGUGUUUUCUACAGAGACGUUUCAUAGGACAUCGGUUUAUGUGACAAGCACAGAUAUCCGAACUGAACUAGACAGAGGUCAUGGUCAUAUUAAAUGACCUGUGUUGACCAGCACGGUCUAGUUUCUGGACUUUGUUAAAUACCACCUGAAACAAUGCUAUUUUAUGUGCAAACGUGCCACUCUGAACACGAGCAGAAAGGAAUAAUAAUGGGAGUCGCACAUCUUUUUCAAGAGUCACUUCUUAUUCUGGAAAUCUUAUUGUAUGUUAUAUUUUAUUUCUAAGGUGCUCUCAGGGAUCAUGCUGAUUACAUUUUGUUGUUGUUGUUAUAAGUCAGCUAUAUUCUUGAGAAAACUAUUUCUACCUGCUGCUCAUGGAGUUGUACCUAAUAUCCGCAGGUGGUGUUUGGAUUUCAGAAUGGGCUCUUUUCUAUUGAAUUUUAUUUAAGAAUAAAUUGCAAUGCAUAACUGUGUGCACUCUA